GAGGGAUAUAUUUAGCUGAUGAAAAAUUUAAUGCAAGGACUUUGCAAAGAAAUAUUUUGACAAUCUGGAAUGGCGUUUGUAUAGGACUUGAUUACAAAAUAAAUUUUCGACCAGGAAAAGGAGAUAAAAUUGAGGAUUUACAUGAGCGAGUUGCCAAAAGAAUUUUAAAUGUUUGUCUAACUAAUGGAGGUCUUUACAUAAAAUUAGGCCAAGCGAUAGGGGUACAAUCAGCAAUUUUACCAGCAGCAUACCAAAGGACAUUUAAACAAUUAUUCGAUGAUGCUCCAGCAGUUGACUUCGAUCGUGUAGUCAAAUUAUUUAAGGAAGACUUUAAUUGCCACCCUGAUGAAAUGUUUGAUGAUUUUGAACGUACAGCGAUCGCAUCAGCAAGCAUUGCUCAGGUUCAUCGCGCAAAACUCAAAAAUGGAACCCCGGAUUGGGAUUUAAUAGCAUAUAAAGCAUUGAUGCAUAUGUAUGAACACAUUUUUGAUCUCCCUCUUGUGUGGUCAUCAAACUAUACAGAAAAACAUUUAAGGAAAGAAGUUGACUUUGAAAAUGAAGGCAGGAAUUCUGUAAGAGUACGAUCCGAAUUUGAAAAGGAGAGAUCCUUGAGUGAUAAAGUUUAUGUACCUAAAGUGUUCUGGGAUCAAACUAGCAAGCGAGUUUUGACCGCCGAAUGGAUAGACGGCAUAAAAAUCACGGAUCGAGAAGGAUUACAACGGUACGGGUUUACUUUUAAUGAUGUUAUGAAAACAGUCAUCGAUAUUUUUGCCUUCCAAAUAUUUGUUAGCGGCUUUGUACAUGCUGAUCCACAUCCAGGAAAUGUUCUAGUUAGGCCUCAUCCUUCAAAAUCAAAUAAGCAUUAUCAAGUUGUACUCAUUGACCAUGGUUUAUGUAUGGAGGAAUCAAUUGCAUUUCGUCAUCAAUAUUGCUUAUUUUGGAAGUCGCUCUUUCUUAUGGACUCUGAUAUGAUAAACCAAAUUUGUAAAGAAUGGGGUAUAAAUGAACCAGACCUAUUUGUGAGCGCUACUUUGAUGAAGCCCUAUUCUUCACAAACUGCAGUUCAUAUUUCCUCUACACAGUCUACUACUUUACGAGAUGCAUAUGAAAUGCAGAUGGCUGUGAAAGACCGCAUCCGUAAAUUCCUUACUGACACUGAACUUAUUCCAAGGGAAUUAAUAUUUGUUGGUAGGAAUAUGAAUAUUGUCCGUUCACUAAAUAGAGAACUUGGAAGUCCCGUAAAUCGAAUUAAUUUGAUGGGUAAUUGGGCAGUCAAAGGUCUUGGACCAGAUUGGUCAAAUUGGGGUGGAAAUGCUAAGACAUUUGAACAACAACGACAACUUUCACAAUUCCAUGACAGUGAUUAUCGACUUUCAACAUACAAUAGGAAUUUUCUAUCAUUUCUUGAGCACUUUGGAUUCCUAUUGAAGAGCAGAUUUAAUUACUGGCUAUUUCAGAGUACAUUAUUUCUAAUUUCUUUAAGCUUUUAUUUAAAUAAUGCUAAAGAAGCUAUUGUUAGUUUGAUAUAUAAUAGUGGACCCCGUGGAUUCGAGGAGGUUUUGGAUGAUCAAAUAAAAACGUCACUAGAAGAGAAUUUUGGAAUAAUGUUUGAUGAAAAAAUUUUUGAAGGCUAG
Messenger RNA from Dentiscutata erythropus, 1634 nucleotides. The record is from the annotation of a GenBank genome assembly. NCBI's taxonomy places the organism in Eukaryota, Fungi, Glomeromycota, Glomeromycetes, Diversisporales, Gigasporaceae.